Molecule: messenger RNA, 899 nt
Organism: Dioscorea cayenensis subsp. rotundata (Guinea yam)
Lineage: Eukaryota; Viridiplantae; Streptophyta; Magnoliopsida; Dioscoreales; Dioscoreaceae
Product: NADPH:quinone oxidoreductase
Exons: 3
Coding region: 86-766 (226 amino acids)
Cellular component (GO): cytosol
Molecular function (GO): oxidoreductase activity; FMN binding
Source: RefSeq, a predicted model, not a curated record
UGGGCAACUUCUGACCCAAACACCCCUUUACGUUGACUGUUGAAUCCGGCCGCGCUGGAAACGCAUUUAUGCUUUUCCAAGAAUCAUGGGCCAAUGCUUUUCCUCGAGAACACAAGCCACUCCCAUCGUUGCUGCAGCUGAAUCGCCGCCAUUAGGGAAGCUUGGAUUGGAGGAAAUGGCCAUGGCGACAGGAAAUCCCAUCAUCAAAGUUGCAGCCGUCUGUGGCUCUCUCCGCAAGGGCUCCUUCAACCGUGGCCUCAUCCGUGCUGCUGUGCAGCUUUGCAAUGAAUCUGUCAAAGGGAUGGAAAUUGACUAUGUGGAUAUUGGGGACUUGCCUUUCUUGAACACUGAUCUUGAGGUUAAUGGGACUUAUCCUGCUGAGGUGGAGGCAUUUAGGUCUAGGAUUCUUCAAGCUGAUAGCGUCCUCUUUGCUUCUCCUGAGUACAACUACUCUGUCACUGGACCAUUAAAGAAUGCCAUAGACUGGGCAUCAAGAUCGCCAAACGUUUGGCAAGAUAAGCCAGCAGCUAUAAUGAGUGCCGGAGGUGCCUUCGGGGGAGGACGAUCCCAGUACCAUCUGCGCCAAGUUGGAGUUUUUUUAGACCUGCAUUUCAUCAACAAGCCGGAAUUAUUUGUUCAAGCAUUCCAACCUCCGCAGAAAUUUGACAGCGAGGGGAAUUUGAUCGAUCCUGAAACUAAAGAACGAGUGAAGAAUCUUCUAUUGUCAUUGUAUGCAUUUACCCUCCGGCUCAAGAACACUUGUUGAUUUGCCAAAAUGUCAUUUGUAUGGCAAAUUCUAUCCAAUUGUAAUAAUGUUCAACAAUUUGUAGUUACACUUGGACUUUGUAUGGAUCAUGCUUGUCAUGGGCUUGAAAGACUGUUGUUUAUCUUGGUUUGGU